UUGCCGAGGAUAUAAAAGGAACAUGUUAGAGCAAUGGGGAAGUUAUUUAGACAAGAACCUACCUCCAACAUCGUCAUGAAUUUCAUUCUGAUACCGUAUCUUCUAGCAACGAAUUUGAUAAGUAACGACGAUGCUUGGAACAACGGACCGGAAUAUUCGUUCUCCGUACACUUGAGCAUAAUUUCGACCAUGGAAAACGAUAAAGGUCGUUACUUGGGUAAAGCAUUGCUCGUUAAUCUGAAAUGUCGGCCGAGAGAACCGGAUAAUUUAUUUUGUCAUUUUGAGGAUGCCAAAAUCGGUAAAUUUUCAUCGAAAAAAUUUGAUCGAGUGGGUCCAUUACCAGCGAGGAACAUAAGUUACGAGCCAUUCAAAUUCAGUGGGAAAAAUUUUGAAAUAAUAUUCGAUCAAAAUGGAAUAAAUGCAUACGUAUUAGAAAAUGAUGAUAAACUUAUGAGUCAGGUACUAAUCGAUAUGUUUCGAACGAUCAUCAAUCAACUUAAUAUUGGGACGAAUUUGGAUGGGAAAAAGGAUAACUUUCAAGAUGAACAAUAUUUUUCUAUGGGCAAGUGUCCGGCUGAUUAUAAAAUCCUUCGAAUAAAGACCAAUCAUUGUGAGAAAAAACAAUUCGAUUUAGUACCCUUGAUCGAUUUAAUAUUGAAUAAAGACGAAGUUAUAAAAAUUAAUAGAAAAAUUGUUCUCGAUAAAUGCGUUCCACCUGAUAUGUAUUAUUUUAUUGGAAAUGAUAUUCACAAUUCGAUUUUUGAAAACACUACGUACCGUUUGAUUUCAUCCGAUAGUAAUAUGAGAUUUUCGAAAAAUUGUUUUAUCUCCGAGACGUUAAAUUUCGUUGAUAUAUAUGAUCAGGAUCGAACGAAAAUCGGUAGUGUUCUGGAUCAUUUAUAUAUAUCACUGGAUUCCAUUCAUCCGGCCCAAGGUAGUUUAAAAAGCUUACGCAAUCCAAUGUCCAUUGAUGUCAUCGUUAAAACCCGAUCAAACUAUAAUACAACAUUAAUUAAUCUUCCUUAAAUAUAAAUUCAAAAGAUAUUCAAAGAAAUAAUUUUUUGUUUCAUUACAUCUAUUGUAGAAACUUUCAAGAAUAUGUAUAAAUUCAUCGUUUAUAAAAAAUUAGUUAAUAAACUACAAUUUCGCAACAUUUUAUUUCAAA
This is a messenger RNA of Polistes dominula (European paper wasp), 1165 nucleotides long. Its product is annotated as vitellogenin-2. Gene Ontology annotation, molecular function: lipid carrier activity. The record is from RefSeq and is a predicted model, not a curated record. Gene Ontology annotation, biological process: lipid transport. Lineage: Eukaryota; Metazoa; Arthropoda; Insecta; Hymenoptera; Vespidae.